This is a messenger RNA of Triticum turgidum subsp. durum (durum wheat), 1428 nucleotides long. NCBI's taxonomy places the organism in Eukaryota, Viridiplantae, Streptophyta, Magnoliopsida, Poales, Poaceae. The record is from the annotation of a GenBank genome assembly.
AUGGCUCAGCAAGCGGAUGGCAUUUAUGAUGUGCCGGACGGGCCUCCUUUGAUGACUAUCAACUUGAAGCUGAGCAGCGAAAAUUCCUUUUCAGAAAUGCACCGCUCCUACGCAAGCCAGAUGGAGCGCCUACGGAAACAUCUCAAAAAGAAGUUUAAGACCCUCGUGAAGGGCAAGAGGAAGUUUCAUCUCACCCCAGAUGGGUUAGCUGUUUUCACGGUUGCAUUUACUGAUGGUGAAAGGACUGUCAGGGCGAUCAUUGAAGGAAGGCAUAUGUGGGUGAGAGGAUUCGAAACUACAGAUGGACAGGUGUAUGAGUUCAAGGAGAAGAACCAGGGACAUGAAACAAAGAAGUAUAUCAAAGGGUCAAUUUUACUUUCCCAUGGAGGAGGGUAUCCCACGCUACUACGUGAAGGCCCUCCACUUGAAAACUUUGAAGUGGGCUAUCCUGCUCUAAAAGAUAUGCUUGAUCAGCUAUCUCAUUUUGAUCCAACCAAGUCUUCUGUCAAGUCUCUGCGUGCAAUGGCGGCACUGAUAAUACACACUGCUGAGAGCAUAAAGAACAACUUCAUCUGCUUAAUUGUUCUGAAAUCGCUCGAUCCAAAGCUGGGUGCAAGGAAACAAGAGUUGACAGAUCUGGGAAAUGGAUACAUCCGUAGCUGGGCAAAGAUAUCAAAGCUAAUCCUGAGAUAUCUUCACAUUUCAACCAAGGUUUGGGAUGUAAAUGAACAGAAAAAGGUUAAAAAUGAAGAGUUCUAUAAAGUUCCAUGCUGGACAAAUGAUCCCAAGGAUGUGCUCAAUCAUAUCAUAUUCAUAAAAAGUGAUGAAUAUCUGGAUAGUGUUCUGCAUGUACAAGAUGGCCAAACACGAACCCUACCAGAUGUGCUUCAAGCUUCUAUAGGUGUGGUUGUCGUGGGAGGGGUGAACCUUGCCUUAAAUUAUGCAACAGAUAUUCCCUGUGUUGCUCAAGUGCUACUGCGAGCAACUUCAUUGUCCUCAAAUGUCCAGGUCAUUGAAGGAGAGUUUCCCAUCUACACAGACGGACACAUAGACUUGUGUACAAUGCAUCUGAAUUUGAAGAAAAAGGAAGGACAUCAAGAGGAAGUGGUUAAGUUAACACUAACAGUGAGUGCUUUGCGACAGGCGACUGCAGAUGCAAACCAAGUCCAUGAUGAGGGUGUGUACUGUAAAACGACUAAAGGAUGUGUUAAGGACAGUAAGAUGAGCACCGCACAACUGGAGCUAUAUUCAGAAAACAGAGAAUUAUUCGAUAAACUUGUAGACGAAAGAGUUGCGGAAUCUCAAGCAGAGUACCCAACGAUGGAUCCAAUGCUGCUGCUAUGCAGUAAGAAAGAGUCGCCACUAAACUUACAAGUUAACUGUGCUGAUUUCCAUGUUCCAGACAUUGGUGUUGGGCUGGUGUGCUGA